Kalmanozyma brasiliensis GHG001 is the source of this 990-nucleotide messenger RNA. Its product is annotated as Histidine phosphatase superfamily, clade-1. The coding region runs from base 1 to 990 and encodes 329 amino acids. Gene Ontology annotation, molecular function: fructose-2,6-bisphosphate 2-phosphatase activity. Lineage: Eukaryota; Fungi; Basidiomycota; Ustilaginomycetes; Ustilaginales. The transcript has a single exon. Gene Ontology annotation, biological process: regulation of pentose-phosphate shunt; fructose 1,6-bisphosphate metabolic process; positive regulation of DNA repair. The record is from RefSeq and is a predicted model, not a curated record. Gene Ontology annotation, cellular component: cytosol.
AUGUCGCAACAUGCGAUCCUGACGCUCAUUCGACAUGGCGAAACAACGGGCAACCUGAACCGCCUGUUGCAAGGCGUCACCGACUCUCCUCUGACCGUUUUCGGUCAAGCUCAAGUAGAUGCGCUUGCUCGAACGUGGGCGACCACCAUCAGCACUGCCACUUCGGAUGUAGCGAUAACAGAUCACAAGACGAAGAAGGAAGCUCCGACAUCAAGACUCGACCUUCCACGUCCGACCCUCGUCGUAUGCUCUCCCAUCGGAAGGGCCCGCAAGACCGCCGAAGCGAUCCACAGGGCGUGCGUGGGUCAGGGAGUUGAUGACGGUGGUAUCCACGAAGAUGCACUGUCGGAUCCGCCGUCAUCGUCCAGGCUCGACGCGGCUUUGAGUCACUCCUCACAUCCGGGGCUGCCGCUGAUCGUAGACAAAGGCCUGGCGGAAAAGGAUUUUGGAUGGAAAGAGUCGACUCGCGGUGGUGUUCAUGUAGCAGGCUUCCCAAAAGGCUCAGGCGUCGGCGAGACUCGCACCGACUUCACGACCAAAGUGUACCAAGUGGGUCUAGAAUGGCUCAACGCUGCUUCCAGCCUGGCCUCAUCGUCGGAUAGGAUACCGCACAUUGUGCUGGUGAGUCACGGCAUGUGGAUCUCGACCUUUCUAUCGGCCCAUCCACCGACAACCAUCACGCAAACCUCGGGUCAGCCGGGCUUCCUGCCUUUUGCAGCGAACACGGGCAUGUUCAGCCUCAAAGUCAAGCCUCGCUCCGCCAGCGACGACUCAGCAAGUGCUCAGCGACGAUUCGAGACAGAGCUCUUUCGUGCGAACGACAUCCGACAUUUGGAACAUGUCAAGCGCCAGAAGGGCGGCAUCGGGAGGGGAGCUUUUGACAUCAAGCAGACCAAACUCAGCUCCUUCUUUGCAAAGCCAGCUCAGCCUGCGCGCCAGGACGCGACAAUAGAACAGGAAGGGUCACCGACCAAGAAGCGAAAGACAUAG